Messenger RNA from Symbiodinium pilosum, 606 nucleotides. The record is from the annotation of a GenBank genome assembly. Lineage: Eukaryota; Dinophyceae; Suessiales; Symbiodiniaceae.
AUGUCCUUCGCUUCGCAGAUCGUGGUUGACUGCCGCGGCCACUUACUGGGUCGCCUCGCGUCAGUCUUGGCCAAGGAGCUGCUGAAUGGACAGCACGUUGUUUGCGUGCGUGCAGAGGACAUCAACAUCAGCGGAUCCCUGUACCGGAACAAGCUGAAAUAUGCCGCCUUCAAGAGGAAGCACAUGAACUCCAAUCCACGACAGGGACCUUUCCACUUCCGAGCACCAUCCAAGAUCCUUUGGCGCACAAUCCGCGGAAUGGUUCCUCACAAGACCGCACGCGGGGCAGCUGCCCUGGAUCGCCUGAAGACCUUUGAAGGCAUCCCUCAUCCCUAUGACCGCAAGAAACGCAUGGUUCUUCCCAGCUGUCUGAAAGUCCUCCGCCUGCGCCCCGAGCGCCGCUCCUGCCGGCUAGGCGAUCUCUCGAAGGAGGUCGGAUGGAAGCACGGCGCGCUAAUUGAGCGUCUGGAGAGCCAGCGGAAGGUGAAGAGUGAGGCUUUCCACAAGAAGAAGGUGGCAGCAAAGCGAGCACGUUCUGAUGUUCUGAAGGCGGUGAAGCUGUCGGCCGAGGAUCAGAAGGUGCUGGAAGAAGCCGGUUACGCAUGA